AUCCCGCCCACAAACGUCACGCAUUCAAACGGCAGCCGACAGCGGACGCGCAGGCAGAGAAAGAAGGGAACCCGAUCGAGUCGAGCCCAGCGGAUCACACACAUUUUGUGAUCGAGACACAGCGACAUCCUUGCAGGGUCACUCGGCGGCCUUUCCAUUGCAUGAUCAAUCGAAGGACUUAAAGAUGUGGAGAGAAUUCUGCAAGCUCCUACUCUUCCAUUUGCUGCUUAUGGAGCUCCGUUGCGCGAAAGGAAUUCAUAGCGAAUCACAGUGUGAAGCCGGCCAGUUCAAGUGCGACAACGGAAGGUGCAUCCCAAGCCUUUGGCGAUGCGACGACGAUGACGACUGCUCGGACAACAGCGACGAGGAGAAGUGUCCAAAGAAGACAUGCGCAACCACGGAUUUCGCCUGCAAGAAUGGCCAGUGCGUUCCCGCCAGGUGGCGCUGCGACGGGGAGCAGGAAUGCGCAGAUGGUUCCGACGAGGCUGACGCAAUCUGCAGCCGGCAGACGUGUUCACCGGAGAAGUUUGACUGCGGCGGGACGGCGGCAAAGUGUGUCUCGUUGUCGUGGCGAUGUGAUGGGGAAAGGGACUGCGAGAACGGGGCAGAUGAAGAGCACUGUGCCGCAGAUGGCAACGCCUGCCCGUCCAAGGAAUUCCAGUGCCAUAACGGCAAGUGUAUAGCGGCCAUCUUCGUCUGCGACGGCGACGACGACUGCGGCGACGGCGGCAGCGACGAAGACAAGUGCUCCCAUCCCACCUGCGGCCAGCACGAGUUCCGCUGCAAUGACUCCGAGUGUAUUCCGGCGCUGUGGAGCUGCGACGGCGAUCCCGACUGUAAAGAUAAGUCCGACGAAUCCCUGGAGCGCUGCAGUCGGAGGACCGAGCCCCGGAAAGCACGUUGCAUGCUCAGCGAGUUUCAGUGCGGGAGUGGAGAGUGCGUCCGCAUCAGCUGGAAAUGCGACGGGGAUGCCGACUGCAAGGACAAGUCCGACGAGACAAACUGUCCGCUGCUUACAUGUCGACCUGAUGAGUUCCAGUGUGGCGAUGGCUCCUGUAUCCACGGCACCAAACAGUGUAAUAAGGUCCAUGACUGCCCGGACGACAGUGAUGAAGCCGCUUGCGUCAACGUUACAAAGUGUGACGGUGCCGGACACUUCCGCUGUAAGAAUGGCCAAUGUAUUGACAGCAGCAAGGUGUGCGACAAUGUAAAAGACUGCAAAGACUGGUCGGAUGAACCUAUGAAAGAGUGUGGCCUGAAUGAGUGUUUGGACAACAACGGUGGCUGCUCCCAUAUCUGCAGGGACCAGAGGAUUGGCUUUAUGUGUGACUGCCCCUCUGGGUAUAAACUUCUGGACAAAAAGACUUGUGGUGACAUCGAUGAAUGCGAGAACCCCGACGCCUGCAGUCAGAUCUGCAUCAACUACAAAGGGGAUUAUAAAUGUGAAUGCUACGAAGGUUUCCAGAUGGAUCCCGCCUCCAAGACCUGCAAAGCCGUGGGAAAGAGUCCCUACCUGAUGUUCACUAACCGCCACGAGAUCCGUCGUAUUGAUCUACUGAAAAGCGAAUACACGCAAGUAGUUCCGACACUGAAGAACGCUGUGGCGCUGGAUGUUGACGUUGCCGCCAAUAAGAUGUUCUGGAGUGAUUUAUAUCAUCACAAAAUAUACAGCGCUUACAUCAACAAAGCCAACGAUUCUUCGCAGCAGCUCGCACUCAUCGAGGCGCUCCAUUCCCCCGAAGGCCUCGCCGUCGACUGGGUUCACAAGAACAUCUACUGGACCGACUCGGGCAACAAGAGCAUCUCUGUGGCCACGGGGGAUGGCAGCAAGAGAAAAAUGCUCAUAGUCACUGAGCUGAGUGAGCCACGGGCCAUCGCCGUUGACCCGCACCAAGGGUUUAUGUAUUGGUCAGACUGGGGCGAACAGGCCAAGAUCGAGAAAGCUGGGAUGAAUGGAGUGGAUCGCCAAGUUCUGGUGUCUGAGCAUAUUGAAUGGCCCAACGGAAUAACUUUAGACUUGUCCAAUAGGCGCCUCUACUGGGUGGAUUCCAAGUUGCACCUGCUGUCCAGUGUGGAUUUGAACGGGGACAACCGAAGAGUCUUGCUGUCCUCCCAUCACCACCUGGGACAUCCCUUUGCUCUCACCCUUUUCCAGGACCGCAUAUAUUGGACCGACUUGGAGGAUGAAGCAAUAUAUAGCGCCAACCGCCUGACGGGGAACGAUGUGGCAAAAGUAGCAGAGCAUCUGAACAAUCCGCUGGAUCUCGUGGUGUUCCAUGAGCAAAGGCAGCCAAAAGCUCCAGACACCUGCAACAUAGGCAGUCUUCCCAACGGUGGCUGUGAGUACCUUUGUUUAAAGGCCCCCCAGAUGACAGAGCACUCCCCCAAAUAUACCUGUGCCUGUCCUGAUGGAAUGGAACUGGGACCAGAUAUGAGGCGCUGUGUCACAGUGCGCGCAAGAACAACCACAACAGCAGUUCCCACUACCGCCACUACAACUACCACAACACCCAAAAGCACAACUGUUGUCACGACGACAGUCGCGGCCACAUCCGCUCCCACUGCUGCGUCUACCGAACUCGUGACCACAACUGGGACUCUGGCAACGAGCAAACUCCCCCUAAAUUCCAGGGGAACCUCCACCGAGCAGCCCUUAACACCUGCUCCCACCGGUGCGCCGAGCAGCAGCAGAAGCAGCAUCAGCAGCAGCCAGCCAUGGACCUCCACUCCCACAGCCCUACCGGGCCCCGUGGCUCCCAGCAGCAUUCAUAAAGGGAGCAACGGCAACCUGUCCCACAGAGCUGCGGGGGGUGAUCACUACCUCAUAGGCAACAACAUCACAGUAGCUGUCUUGGGGAUAGUCAUUCCUAUCGUCCCUAUCCUUGCCACAGUGGUCAUCGGGCUCCUUUGCACCGGCGCCUACCUGGUGUGGCGCAACUGGCGGCGCAAGAACACCAAGAGCAUGAACUUCGAUAAUCCCGUGUACCGCAAGACCACGGAGGACGACGACGACGAAAUCCACAUCGGCCGUCACAGCGAGUCGGUGGGACACGUCUACCCAGCACGAGUGGCACUGAGUCUGGAGGACGAUGGCUAUCCCUGAAGGAGGGAUGCUGCCUCUUCCUUCAGUCCCUCCCUCCCUCCCUCGCUCCCUCCCUCCCUCGCUCCCUUCCUCCCUCCACAAUGAGGCCCGGCUCGGCGCAGAGGAGACACUCCUCCCUCCCUUUGCUCUCCUUUAAGGAGCAGUAAAUUGCCACUUUCUCAUAUGGUGCUCUAACUGUAGUUGCAGUUGCGAUACUCCCGCCAGUAGCUCGGCUAUUUAAUUGUAGAGCGCUUCUGCUCCGCCCAUUCCUUCUCUCUCUCUCUCUCUCUCUCUCACCACAUCUAGGUGCUACCCUCAUGAACAUUUCCAUGCUGCUUGUUGAUUCGAGUCCAACUAACCUCAUUGAGCUGUCGUCGGUGCCAGAGCAAAUCUUGCAGUCAAUUCAAAUGAUGUACGCUAUUUAGCACAGACUUGCAUGGCUGAUGUGCAUUUUGAUUGGAAGGCUAUGAGAAUCUUUUCCAGUCACGGGCGCUAUUGAUAGAGCAAAUAUAGUACAUCUAUGAGUAGUCAUGGUGAGGUUGGGGAUCAUUUAGAGGAGGAAGAAAUUCGUUUUUUCUUUUUUUAAAUGUGAACAUGAGGAUUUAAGUCACCAGAAGGUUGAGCCUCAAGGCAAAAAGCAGCGAGGCAGAAAAGAGCAUUAUCCAGGGUUCUCCUCUGUGUUGGCCUCUGACGUGGUAUGCACACUGCUUACAAUCAACUGUUUCUUCUCCGUCAGGAUGUUGUAGACUUUGUUUGCUUGCCUCUGCUGCUUCUUUUGGUCCUUUCCAGCGUAGGGGUCAAUAACAGCGCCUUUUGGAGAAACGAUGACAAAUUCUGACCCCACCCAAUUUCAAAUGGGAAUGAAUGAGGACAUCCAUUUAAAUGAAUGCUGGCUUAAGAUUGGUUCUUUUAUGAAGCCCAGAAUCGAGCAUUUGCUAAUUUCCAAUCCACAUGCUUCAUUGAUGGCUAUUCAAGGCGCAAGAUGAAUUUGGGUUUGUUGAAGGCACUCUCGUGUUAUUUGUCUCUCUCUGACUGAUAGGACUGGAUUCUACUCCCACAUUGUUGUAUGAUCUGAUCCUAUGAAUCGUUGCCAUUCAAUGGCUCUGAAAGCUGCUGUUGAUGAAAUGUUGCUGCCUGUCUCUCUUAAAGCCAUCAGUUGCUUGUCCUGUCACAAAAAGUCAUUGCUUUAAACAGGGUCUUCCAAAUCUCUCCAUACCCAGGGUGCAAGAAUGCUUUCUAACGGCUUUGUUUGUCUCCACAUCUUCACUGCAUGCGCUCCAUCCAUAACGCUAACACCGGCUAUGUUUUUUUUUUCCCCCCACAUGUAGUUUUUCGUGCUUGUGCCGCUCCUGUUCCACCUUGAUAGUCUCCUCCAAUCUCUCUUGCCAUCCAUCCCAUCUUCAUGCUCGCAUCAACAUCUUUGCUUUGCAAGGGCUAUCACUGCCAUCAAGGUAGACGCACAAUAAGAAG
This is a messenger RNA of Syngnathus typhle (broad-nosed pipefish), 4552 nucleotides long. RefSeq names its product low density lipoprotein receptor-related protein 8, apolipoprotein e receptor (gene lrp8). Gene Ontology annotation, molecular function: protein binding; calcium ion binding. The record is from RefSeq and is a predicted model, not a curated record. The coding region runs from base 185 to 3103 and encodes 972 amino acids. The transcript has 19 exons. Lineage: Eukaryota; Metazoa; Chordata; Actinopteri; Syngnathiformes; Syngnathidae.